GUCAGAGCUGCAGCUCUGCAACAACACACACACACACACACACACACAGUGACUGUGACUGUGACUGUCCAGCAGCUGCUGCUGUUUGUGUCGGAUCACAAACGGACUCCGGCUCUUUAUUCUCCUGCGGUUCGGUUCCGCGUAUUUAUUCAAACCUCCUCUUUGUUAUUAUUAUUAUUAUUAUUAUUAUUACUGCCUUGAAGAUGAGGUUAAACACGAGCUGCCGUCAGGUGCGAGCUGCAUCACAUGGAGUGCUGCUGCUUUUCACCUCCUCCAUCCACCAAACCGAUGCUGCACUUCCUUCUGCUGCGGUCUCAGCUGACAGAUUCUGAUAUGGACUAUGAGAGGCCAAACGUUGAAACUAUCAAGUGUGUGGUGGUGGGAGACAAUGCAGUUGGAAAGACCCGCCUCAUCUGUGCCCGGGCCUGCAAUGCUACACUGACUCAGUACCAGCUACUUGCCACACAUGUGCCCACAGUCUGGGCAAUCGACCAGUACAGAGUUUGCCAGGAGGUGUUAGAACGUUCCAGAGAUGUCGUGGAUGACGUCAGCGUGUCGCUUCGACUCUGGGACACUUUUGGAGACCAUCACAAGGACCGGCGCUUUGCAUAUGGCAGGUCCGACGUGGUGGUCCUGUGCUUCUCAAUUGCCAAUCCCAACUCUCUGUACCACGUGAAGACCAUGUGGUAUCCUGAGAUCAAGCACUUCUGCCCUCGUGCUCCUGUCAUCUUGGUUGGCUGUCAGCUUGACCUACGCUAUGCUGACCUGGAAGCAGUGAACAGGGCCCGGAGGCCUUUAGCGAGACCCAUCAAAUCAAAUGAGAUCCUUCCCCCAGAGAGAGGCCGGGAAGUGGCCAAAGAGUUGGGAGUGCCAUAUUAUGAAACCAGUGUUGUUGCUCAAUUUGGAGUCAAGGACGUCUUUGAUAACGCAAUCCGAGCUGCACUUAUCUCACGCCGCCACCUGCAGUUUUGGAAAUCUCACCUCAGAAAUGUGCAGCGCCCUCUCCUUCAGGCUCCCUUCCUGCCCCCGAAACCUCCCCCACCUAUAAUCACUGUGCCUCCUCCACCAAGCACCACAGAGGAGCAUCCAGUCGGCCUCCUGGAGGACCCACACUGUGCUGAUGUCAUCCUGGUUUUGCAGGAACGACAGAAAAUCUUUGCACACAAGAUAUACUUGGCAACAUCCUCUUCAAAGUUCUAUGACCUCUUCAUUAUGGAUACACACAAUGAAGAGAAUGAAAGGCCUUCUCGUGGUCCUCUUUCUGGCCGAGAGCUGCUGAUGCGUGCUGCUAGCUUUGAUGUUUGCGAGAACAGUGAUGAUGGAGACAGGGCCAACCUGAGGGCCUGCACCAGUGACGGGACCUUGAAAGACUCUCAAGGGCGUCGAGGAGGCAGAUUGCUCUCCUCAUGGAGCAGAGCCUUUGUCAGCAUCCAGGAGGAGCUGGUAGAUGAUCCCCUGACAUACAGCCCCAGACUCAUGACUGUAGUUCACAUGGACCAGUCCAUGCAGCUCGGUCCUUUCCGAGCCGUCCUCCGCUACCUGUACACAGGUCAGCUGGAUGAGAAAGAGAAGGAGUUGAUGCACAUUGCGCACAUUGCUGAGCUGCUGGAGGUCUUUGACCUGCGCAUGAUGGUGGCAAAUAUACUGAACAAUGAAGCCUUCAUGAACCAGGAAAUCACCAAAGCCUUCCAUGUACGGCGCACAAACCGAGUCAAAGAGUGCUUGGCUAAAGGCACCUUCUCUGAUGUCGUGUUCAAGCUCGACGACGGGACGAUCAUGGCUCACAAGCCUUUGCUCAUCUCCAGCUGUGACUGGAUGGCGGCAAUGUUUGGUGGGCCUUUUGUGGAGAGCUGUACUAAAGAGGUGUUGUUUCCUAACACCACUCGCAGCUGUAUGAGGGCAGUGCUGGAAUAUCUCUACACAGGGAGGUUUUGCUCCCGGUCUGACUUGGACGCGAUGGAGCUCAUUGUUCUUGCCAAUCGUCUUUGUCUCCCCCACCUGGUUGCACUUACAGAACUCUACACGGUGACAGUUCUGACGGAGGCGGCGAUGAUGGGAGCGGACAUUGACGGCGAUGUGCUCGUGUACUUGGACAUGGCCCAGUUCCAUGGUGCUCAGCAACUCACCGGCUGGUGUCUCCACCACAUCUGCACCAACUACAACAGUGUCUGUCGCAAGUUUCCCCGAGACAUGAAGGCCAAGUCUGCAGAAAACCAAGAAUACUUUGAGAAACAUCGCUGGCCUCCUGUGUGGUAUCUGAAAGAGGAUGACCACUACCAAAGAGCACGCAAAGAGCGCGACAAGGAGGACUACCUGUACCAGAGACGACAGUGUAAACGCAAGUGGCUCUUCUGGAACAUUCCCUCCUCCCCCAACUCGAACUCUUCCUCUUCUGUCAUCUGACCAAGUGCAGUUCACUCUGGUGAACGUCAGCGUGGACGCGACUUGUAAAAGGUACAAAUAAGAAGACGAGAGCACUGCUGACUAGACACGGCCCAGAUAUUCAGGCACACAUUUUCCCCUCCCCCCUCUUCCUCUCGCGUUUGUUUGCGUCUGCAGUCAAACAGCACCCCUCCGGUUUUUGCUGAGUCAGCUCAAUCUGGCGAAUAAUCCAGUACGGCUUUGUUCCUUGUAUUUUUAGCUCGGUGUAUAUGAAACUCAAACCUCAGUGAUAUGGACCUCGCUGACAAAACGGCACAGCGUGACCUGUGCAAAUAUCAACUCACAUCGAUUGUCACGUGUUCCACCGUGUGAGUUUGAAGUUGUGAAAAUAGCUCUCUGCUGGCACAGAACUUUCCAACUUGGGUCAUAAAAUAUCAUCAAUUAACCUGAACUGACAACCAAGUGCUGCUUAUCAGCUGCAACAAACCAGCAAUUCAACACAGAUCUAAAGUCUCAGAGAUUUAACACUUUGCCCUUAAGUGUUUGUACAAUCUACAAAACCAUGUGUACAGUAUGAUCUCAUGAACAGAGUGUAGCGAAGGAAUCGCCUGCCGAGAGUCGAUAAUUGAAGACGUUCAUGUCAACGAUGAUUGUGUUUGCAGAACUGAGAGAAAUCUUCACUUUAUUUUUGUGCACAUGUUUUUGAAUGUUUGUGUUCCGCCUGGACGGCUCAGACUUGUUUGGGCCUAGAUGUGCUUGGUGUUUAUGUGUAUAUAUGUGUUCCUGUGAUUUGCUGUCACAAAAAGGGCUUUAGUUUACACGAAUGCAUUCAAGAGAUCCCAAAACUAAGGAAAUAUCAGUUCUUCUGUUCCAGAUUACUUUUAUUCCCCAUAUGUUGCUUGAUUAGCUUCAUUAUCACAGAUCUUACAGUACCUUGUUCAGACUCCAGGAAAAUGUUACUAUUGUUUUCUUUCUUUCUUUUUUCAUUUCCAGAUUUUGUCUAGACUAGUUUUCUGUCUGGACAGUAAAACAAAAAAAAAAAAUCAGAUUUAAUUGAAAUCGUGCACUCUCCUAACCACCUGCUGCUAAUGCAUUCAAGGAACCUUGUACAUUUUAAUAGUUCAACACACAUUCUGUCCACUAAAAUGUUGCUGCUGCCACCUUGUGGAAAUAGGUCCCAACUAUUGAUAAAACAUUGUUCAAUUAUGUAGUGUACUUUUUACUAUAUAAUAUAUGAUGGUCAGUGAAUUGUCUGUUGACUUUGUCCUGCUUCAAACUAUUAAUUUAUUGGCCUUUUAUUGGCCACUAUUGAUGGACCUUAAAUUUGUACUCACCAAUUUUAUUUUAUUUUUUUUAUUUAUCCUUUAUUUAGCCAGGAAGGUCCCAUUGAGAUACAAGAUAUCUUCUUCCAGGGAGUCAAGAAAGCAGCAUAGAUAGUACAAAUAGUUACAGAGACCAGACAAUUUCAGAUAUAAAACUGAACUAAGGAGAGUAUAAAAGAUGGAUAUAAUAAAGUGCAGUCAUAUACAGGGCAUACCAACAAGGUCCUUAAUCCAAAUCCCUCAAAAAUGUAAUGUGAAACAACAUGUUUCUCUCACGAAGGUCCAUAAAAUGCCUUAGAAUGUGGAAUCUGGUUUGAUCACUUGCUAUUAGACAGUCUAGCUACAUUGAAUAGCUUCAUGAGCUGGAUUAUUGUCGUCCUGUAACAUUACACGUAACAAAUCCCUGAAGCAACCGCCACAUUUCAGGAGCUGAAGUGACCACAUUCCUCUGACCCCAUCUGUCUGUGUCAGUGUGAUUUGAGCUUUAGUGAUUUAUCUAGAGUUGAUUUGAAGUUUGGUAAGGCUUGAACAUGCGGGAAGCUUCCUCAUGCCUGAGUGGACAUAAGUACAUAAUUCUUUUACGCAUCUUUCUCCGGUACUUUCUCCAGAGACUCGCACACAAAAACUCUAACCUCCAGUAGCAGCAAAGGACAGCAUGGUUUCAUCACAUGCUACGUGUAUAGGACAUGAAGAGAAACGGCACAAGAAUAAUGUGUUUAGAAUGUUCAAAAAGUAUGAUAAUUGUAAAGCAUUUUGACACGAAAUCACUUUAAUUGAUUUGUUUUGCACAUUUCAUAUGAUACUGUAUGUAUGAUACUGUGUGUUUCCCAACAUUUCUGUACGGGGACCCACUUCUUAAAGAUGGCAAACUAUUGUAGGGCUGCAAUGAUUAUUCGAUUACUAAAUUAAACGUAAAAUAUUUUAGCUUGAGUUCAUUUUUUGAUUUUUCAGCUUCUUAAAUUAGAAUAUUUUUUGAGAGCGUCAUCAUUUCCAGGUUUGAUAAACACAGAUCAACAUUUUUCAACAUUUUCUGACACUUUAUGGCAGACCAAACAAAUAUGAACAUAAUCAUUAAUUGCAGCCCUAAAGUACUGUAACCCAAAUUAUGAUAAAAAAUUAGGACUGACUGACUGCAGCAUUGCUUGCACUUGUAAGACGGUGCUCAGUGUAGAUGGAGUAGUAUUGUAAAUUGUGACUUGCAAUGCUCUGUUGCACAGUUUCCUCAUAUUUUGCACUGCAGGCAGUGAGCAGUUUAAUCCAGUAUUACUGAGUAAUACAUAGAAUACACUGAAUAUAGACUUGACUUUGUCUGAAUGACAUUUAGUUUCUGUGCAGCUAAAAUCUGUUGUUUAAAAAACAUCUAUUAUUCACCGUAGUGUACAUUCAUUAUAGGAUUGUGGUGCAAAGUGAAGUAGACACAUUUGUGUAAAUGACAUUAUAGAGACCACACAUUUACACCAUUGUUAUCAAAAGAGUAGAUUCUAGUUGCAGCAUUGCAGUUCUUGCAGCAUAAAAGAUUCUGCAUUUUUCCAUACUACACAUACAUUAAGAUGGCGCCAAACAGACCUUACAGUGUUUCAGUGGUACAGAUUAAUGAAGUGACAAAAGCCAACCUGACUAGAUUGCAUGAACUGGGUUUAUUUAAGUGUUCGCCAUAGACUUGGUGCUCCAAGCAGUAGCUUAAUUUUACAUUAAUUUAGCGUAUAGCUCAUUAAACGUAGCAAAUGUCA
Messenger RNA from Solea solea (common sole), 5434 nucleotides. Its product is annotated as rho-related BTB domain-containing protein 2-like. The coding region runs from base 247 to 2403 and encodes 718 amino acids. Lineage: Eukaryota; Metazoa; Chordata; Actinopteri; Pleuronectiformes; Soleidae. The record is from RefSeq and is a predicted model, not a curated record. Gene Ontology annotation, molecular function: GTPase activity; protein binding; GTP binding. The transcript is spliced from 10 exons. Gene Ontology annotation, biological process: small GTPase-mediated signal transduction.